Molecule: messenger RNA, 494 nt
Organism: Leptidea sinapis
Lineage: Eukaryota; Metazoa; Arthropoda; Insecta; Lepidoptera; Pieridae
Product: chromosome transmission fidelity protein 8 homolog
Exons: 2
Coding region: 129-470 (113 amino acids)
Biological process (GO): mitotic sister chromatid cohesion
Cellular component (GO): Ctf18 RFC-like complex
Source: RefSeq, a predicted model, not a curated record
AUUUGCUUCUGCAACCCGUAUUUAAAUGUGCUUAUUAGAUUGAAUUUAAGCCCUCGUAAUUCAAAUAUCGUCUACUACUGUCUACCUUGCUAGGUGUAAAACAGCGCUGUGAGCGACUCAUAAAUAUUAUGAUUGUUUAUAUUGAUUGUAAAACGAAGUCUGAAGGGGGCGUUCCGGAAUGGGCGAUAGUGGAGCUACAGGGUCUCAUACAGACGAAAAAAGACAAUUUAUCCGGACCUACUACGGUCGGUGAUCUUCACUACUUCACCAGAAACCGACAUCCAGUCCUCAUAUUAGGUCAUCACGUGCUAAAUGGAAAAGAAACAAAACUGGAACAGCCAAUGGCGGUGCUCGAGAAAGUUGAAGAGGAUGGUGAAAUGCGGUACCAGGUGAAGGCUGUCGUUAAAAAGAAGUUGCUUUUUAAAUCUAGACCCAAACCAAUAAUAUCAAAUGUCGCCGAACGCGUAUGAUUAAAUUAUAAAUAUGUAUAAAAA